This is a messenger RNA of Symbiodinium sp. CCMP2456, 1986 nucleotides long. The record is from the annotation of a GenBank genome assembly. NCBI's taxonomy places the organism in Eukaryota, Dinophyceae, Suessiales, Symbiodiniaceae.
AUGGUUUCGCCAUGGAUAUGCAUUAGAUGCAUUCUGACAGUCACAAUGUUGGCAGGCUUUCUGGCAUUGGUCACAGAUAACAUGGCGCUUCCCAGAUCGAUGCAGGGUAUCUUCGUCGCCCAUAGCAAGGAGCAGGCAGCGAACAUGUGCAAAAUCGAAGAUCGCGGUUGCCUGAAGGCGGGCACUUGGGUACAAAUGUCGGGGCAACAAGAGCAGGAAAUCUUUCCUUUAUAUGAGGGCUGCUCUAAAAGAUUCUUUCACAUCUGUGCGAAGCCCAAUGCUGCAUGGAAGUCGUUGGGCUUCAAUGUCUCGGCGACUGGCGCGCAGGACUUUCGAAUGAGACGAUUGCUGUCUUGGCUCUGGGUGCCAGCUAAUGUUGGUUGCAGCUUGAGCAACAGGAGCUCCUUGCUAGAAGCCUUGUAUGGUCGGCGUGUGCUGUUGAUAGGAGAUUCAAUAACAAAGGAACAUUACGUCUCGCUGCGCUGUCUCGUUGGCGAUGUGGCAGUGAAGGAGGAACGUGAGCACCUGAAGCCGGAGCAGUCUGUUGUCUCUCUGCAUGGGGGCGGCUUCAUCCAAUAUUAUCGACUGAAUACUUUUGUGCAAGAAAGCACAGACGUCGUCACACCCGAUUGGCCUUCUCAGCUCGUCCACGAGGCUGAUGUUGUGAUUCUGAACACGGGUGCUCACAAACAUGCUCGGCUCAGGGAUGGACAGAAUAGGACGGCGGUUGCGGAAAUGGCCCAAACGGUUGCCAACACGUUGCAAUCGCAAAAUCAGCACGGCGUGUUUAUUUUCAGAUCACAUUUCCUUCCGCAUGCAAACUGUGAAGAGGUAACGGCUCCCAUCACUAGCCUGGACCGAGUCCCGAGGCUUACGCGAUUCAACUGGCACACUUUUGCAGAUCAAGACGAAGAGUGGCGAAACGUGUUCGAGCGCAGUGGUCCACGCUUUCUGUUUUACAACAUCACGUUGGCGACUAGUUUGCGGGCUGAUGCCCACACCGUCCUGUUAAAGACGCCUUCAAAGCGUGAUUGUCUCCACUUCUGCUUGCCUGGCGUCAUUGACCUCUGGUCUCUGUAUAUCAUUGCCGACGUUGUCCAGAAGCUGCGAAGUUGCCAGAGCGUCAAAGCGGCUUCCUUGGAGUCGAAGAAGAGUGUUCAGACCGUGGUUAUUUCUCAUUGCGACAAGCCGCUGGGAUGGAUCUUCAAGUAUGUCACCAGAAACGUCUCCAACGUGACCGUCGUCAGCAAAUGCAACCGACCAGUGGAAGGGGCUCCCCCUCAAGCUCGGAUUGUGCGGUCGCGCAACGUGGGCCGCUGCGAUCACACAUACGCGCAAUGGCUGGCGCAGCUGCAGAACCAGAUUCCGCCUGAUCGGCAAGCAUCUGACCUGGUACUGUUCAUAAAGGACAACGAUAUGUCUGCUCGCUCGAUCGAGCACGAGGUCGGUGACCAUGCGGUUCCAUUUGACGAAAUGCUGGCCGGUGCCACGGGAGCGUCGCGGUUCGCUUGUGGGCGUCGGAUGGGGAUUUUCCGGAAGGGGGGCCCCCGGGCCAGCAUCUUUCAUGUGAAAGCUCUGAUGGGCACCUUCCAGAUGGACGUCUACAACAGGACUGCGAGCAAGUUAGCAUCUUCUGAAGGGGAGCCCUUUAAGUCAAAGUACAGGAACCUGAUGGCCUGGAUGAAGGAUCUUGGGAUUGCCGAACUCUUCAAGAAUCAGACAAUCUUGCCGGCGUGCUACGGUGGCAACUUCCUGACGUCUUAUUCACAGGUGGUCCUUCCGGCUUCGAACAUCUGGCAGCGAAUAGAGACGUCUCUAUCCCGAUCCGACAGCAUCGAAGAAGGCCACUUUGCAGAAAGAUCCUGGGCCGCUUUGCUUUCCAGCCGGCUAACGCUGCAAGACGAGGUGAAGACCUUCAAGAGUCUCCGAAGGAUUCAAUUCCGGCCACCCCUGUGCGGAAUGAUCAUGGUGAACCCGAAGCUUUAG